GAGAAGCAGUUCAGUUCCAAGGAGCAAAGUUUCAAAUCAGGAUGUGAAAGAAUGAAGCAGGAGAGUUCGCUAUUAAAAUAUUUAAAUUCUUAAUGGGUUACGAUGCAUUUAUUUAGGGAACUUGGAGUGAUUUAUGAGCAAAGGUGGUGACAAAAAAGAAAAGACUCAUUUCAUAUUCCUGGCUUUAAUACUUUUGUCAGAGCUAUGGUGUCAGACGUGGUGAUCCUGUCAGUCUACAUCCUUACCUUCUUAAUUGGCCUGCCGGCCAACAUGCUCGCCUUGUACACCUUCAUCAAGAAGCUCCGCAACAAACCCACACCCACUGACUUCCUCCUGCUCAAUCUGACGAUAUCUGAUCUUCUUUUCUUGCUCUUCUUGCCUUUCAAGAUGUAUGAGGCAGCAUCUCAAAUGAUUUGGCUUCUCCCUAGUUAUCUGUGUCCCCUUACCACAUUUAUAUUCUUCUCCACCAUCUAUACUAGCUCGCUGCUUCUGAUGGCUGUCAGUGUUGAUCGUUACCUUUGUGUGGCAUUCCCGGUCAAGUAUAAGAUCCACCAGAAGCCUAUUUAUGGAGUCAUCUGUAGUGGUUUUAUCUGGAUCACAACAUCAACUCAUCUUUGCUUUGUAUACAUUGUGGAUCACCUGACUGGGGGGGAUAGCCAGGUCCAUGACUGCUACAACAACUUUACUCAAAUCCAGCUGGAUGUAAUUUUGCCCAUGCGUCUGGAGCUAUGCCUUAUUCUUUACUUUCUACCGCUUUUUGUUUGCACAUUCUGCUACACAAGAUUCAUCUUCAUUCUCAGGCGCACAGCCAGCCUUAACAAGGGCAAGCGACGCAGGGCUGUUGGCAUGGCUAUGGGCACACUGCUGGUCUUUGUUGUCUGCUUCCUUCCCUACAACAUCACGCACAUCUUGGGCUACAUCAGCAAGGAUAAUGUGAGCUGGAGAUCUGAUGCUUUGCUUCUCACCACCGUCAAUACAGUCUUCGACCCAAUCACAUUUUAUUUCUCCUCAGCUGCCUUUCAGGGAACUCUGAAGGGUCUCCUGAGACCCAGGACUAAGACUCCUUACACUGGCAAUGGAAUCGAAAAUGUCUACACUACACAGAAUCGAGUUAGAGAAGAAGACCAGACUAAAAAUGUUGAUGAAGUGCAAAGUGGAUAGAGAGUCUGAUUUUCUGAAAAAAAACUUCUUAAUA
This is a messenger RNA of Clarias gariepinus (North African catfish), 1195 nucleotides long. RefSeq names its product free fatty acid receptor 2-like. Gene Ontology annotation, cellular component: plasma membrane. Bases 205 to 1161 code for a protein of 318 amino acids. Lineage: Eukaryota; Metazoa; Chordata; Actinopteri; Siluriformes; Clariidae. The record is from RefSeq and is a predicted model, not a curated record. Gene Ontology annotation, molecular function: G protein-coupled receptor activity. The transcript has 2 exons. Gene Ontology annotation, biological process: G protein-coupled receptor signaling pathway; cellular response to fatty acid.